Molecule: messenger RNA, 357 nt
Organism: Eremothecium gossypii ATCC 10895
Lineage: Eukaryota; Fungi; Ascomycota; Saccharomycetes; Saccharomycetales; Saccharomycetaceae
Gene: MRPS16
Product: mitochondrial 37S ribosomal protein bS16m
Exons: 1
Coding region: 1-357 (118 amino acids)
Biological process (GO): mitochondrial translation
Cellular component (GO): ribosome; mitochondrial small ribosomal subunit
Molecular function (GO): structural constituent of ribosome
Source: RefSeq, marked provisional
AUGGGCAAAGGCUUGGUCAGGAUAAGGCUUGCUAGAUUUGGGAGACGCCAUUCUCCUGUUUAUAAUAUUGUGGUUGCGAACGCACAUAAGGCCACCACUCGGAAGCCAAUCGAGGUCAUCGGAACCUAUGAUCCAAUUCCUAGUCCUUUGACCCGGGAAGAGGUGCGUGCGGGCGUUGUGCCGACGAAGGACAUUCAGCUGGAUUUCGAUCGCGCCAAGUACUGGAUUGGUGUCGGCGCGCAGCCCAGUGAGACCGUCACAAGGUUGCUGAAGAAGUGCGGUAUCCUGCCGCCAGAGUGGGGCCGCAGCUACAGCAGCACGAAGGUCGUGGAGCCGGUGAAGGAAGUUGUCGAAUGA